Messenger RNA from Amphimedon queenslandica, 799 nucleotides. RefSeq lists its product as uncharacterized. Gene Ontology annotation, cellular component: transmembrane transporter complex. Bases 37 to 675 code for a protein of 212 amino acids. Gene Ontology annotation, biological process: monoatomic ion transmembrane transport. The transcript is spliced from 4 exons. Lineage: Eukaryota; Metazoa; Porifera; Demospongiae; Haplosclerida; Niphatidae. The record is from RefSeq and is a predicted model, not a curated record. Gene Ontology annotation, molecular function: transmembrane transporter activity.
AUCACUCCAUGGAGGACACUUCUUAAAACAAUAAUAAUGACAAUGGGAGAAUACAACAUUGAUAUAUUGUUGCUGCAGGAUGACAAAAUGAAUUCCACUGAUGUACAGUAUCCAGUAGUUACAUUUGCAUUGUUGGUUGUGUUUGUGGUUCUAAUGCCAAUUCUCUUCCUUAAUCUAUUGACUAGUUUAGCUGUUGGUGACACUCAAGAAAUACAAAAAUCAGCUGAUACAUAUAGAUUAAUACUAAAGGUUGAGUUUAUACUGCCAAUGGAAGAAUUUCUAAGAUCUUUAUUAAGAAAUGCACUGAGCAUUUUUAGGAAAAUACAUGCAUCAAAUGUUGUUGAAGAUUUCUUAGAAAAACUGAGACAGAAUCUAAUCAUCAUUGGACAAGAGCAAAAGAUAUAUCCAAACAAGUCAAGUGUCUGGAAGAAGUUUAUUGGCUCUUUAAUUGAAAAGAGACUUGUAACUGAACCUUUAGCAACUGUAACUGAUGUAAAGUAUCAGAUCAAACCAUUAUCUGAGGAAGUGAAGGGAUUGCAGAGUUCAGUGGAUCACUUGUUGUCUAUUGUUAGAAGCAUGAGGAAUGAGAGAGGAGGAGGAAGAGGAAGCGGAAGAGCUGUAGCAAGUGAAAGAGAAAGAGACAAUGGAGAAGAAGAAAGAGAAGUAUCUAGCUGAAGAAUAUUAGAAGAGGAUGAGUUGUAAAAUUUAACUUUGAGAUACAAGUUGCAUGUAUUUUAAUAAUAGAAGAUGCAUUGUCAAUUACUUAGUAUGUAUCAUUAAUGUUGGAAUGGUGCAUUCA